UUUCAUACCAUACUUUGCAUUCCGCCUUUUUCUGUGAAACACGACCCUUCUAUUUUUUUGUCCCCGAAACACGCACGAACCACGACGCAAAUCUCCCACACAUACGAAACCGCGAGGAGAGGGGAGCGUGUGCCCGUGAAAGCGGAGCGGGGUGAGCCUUUUGUGAGCUGUGUUGUGGCCGGAGCCGUCAUCAUUGCGUCGGAGUGGAGUUGCCGUAGCAGCCCUGACGGGGCGCAGGAGGAAGGCGAUGGAGAGGGUCUGGCCGACGGCGCAGACCGUGCACUGGACGGGGACCCAGAAGGGGUGUGGAGUCCAGACAUUGAGCAGAGCUUUCAGGAAGCUUUGGCCAUCUACCCUCCUUGCGGCAGGAGGAAGAUCAUACUGUCGGAUGAGGGGAAGAUGUAUGGUCGGAAUGAGCUGAUAGCUCGUUAUAUCAAGCUACGAACGGGGAAGACACGCACACGAAAACAGGUGUCUAGUCACAUUCAGGUUUUGGCACGUAAGAGGGUACGAGAAUACCAGGCAAGCAUCAAGGCCAUGAACUUGGACCAGGUAUCCAAAGACAAGGCGCUGCAGACAGUAGCCAACCUCUCAUCAGCGCAGAUCGUGUCUGCGACUGUCAUGAAACCCCAGACUCCGUUCCCUCCACCAGUCAGAUUUUGGCCCGGCCCUAUGCCAGGACAGCCUGGACAUUCUCAGGACAUCAAGCCUUUUGCACAGCCACCAUACACUACACUACCAGCGCCUGUCCCUGCACCCAUCAGUUAUGAGGCCUUGCCUCCCCCUCGCCCUGCAGCUAUAGCAGCUCCUGUAUGGCAGGACAGAACCAUUGCUUCAUCAAAACUACGGCUACUGGAGUACUCUGCUUUUAUGGAGACCCAGAAAGACAGAGAGACGCAUAAACACCUUUUUGUACACAUUGGACCUUCAAACCCGGGCUACAGCGACCCGGUAUUGGAGUCCAUAGACGUGAGACAAAUUUACGACAAGUUUUCCGAGAAGAAAGGGGGUCUGAAGGAGCUGUACGAAAAAGGGCCUCACAAUGCGUUCUUUCUCGUCAAGUUUUGGGCGGACCUGAGCAGCGACAUUGAGGAGGGCUCUGGUGUGUUCUACGGUGUGAGCAGCCAGUACAGUGGACCAGAAAACAUCACUAUCAGUGUUUCAACAAAGGUCUGCUCUUUUGGCAAACAGGUGGUGGAGAAAGUCGAGACAGAAUAUGCACAUUUGGAAGGAGGAAAGUACAUGUUCCGCAUCCAUCGCUCACCCAUGUGUGAAUAUAUGAUCAACUUCAUCCACAAACUCAAACAUCUGCCUGAGAAAUACAUGAUGAACAGUGUACUGGAGAACUUCACCAUUCUACAGGUGGUGUCCAACAGAGAAACUCAGGAGACUCUGCUGUGCAUCGCCUUUGUGUUUGAAGUGUCCACCAGCGAACACGGAGCUCAGUACCACGUUUAUCGACUAGUUAACGACUAGCAGCGCGCUGCGUGCAUGCAGAGACUCUUCACAGACUUUUUUUUUUUUUUUUGAUACAUACAGCAUAAACACUAUUUCCAGCUCGACACACAGAACCCUCACUCCUCUGCUCUAAACACACACAACGUUGUUUAUUUUAAUUUUUUUUUUUUUUUCAGACCAACCGUCACACUAUAGUCAUACCUGUUGCUUAUUUAAAUGUGUAUUGUCUUUCUAUAGCUGCAAGUAUGCACACACUCUUAACAACGUGACUUAAAACACUACAAAGGAGUCAGGCACAGAAACAGUCAUUAUAGACUUUCUUUUCUUUUAGCAGUAAAAAUCACUCAUCACAUAUAAAUCAAGCUUAAUGUGCGAUAACUUUUCAUGAUAUACAAUGAGAAUAUUGCUGUGAGGAACUAAUGGUAUUAAUCUCCCCCCGGUAGAGUUCAUAUGUUGAACCACAUGAUCAUCUGAUGAGGGGAGUCAAUGGGGGUGUCAAUUUGCCACAAUGGCAAAACACUGAAAAGAAGACUGAAAGAAGUUUGGACACACAUCCAAGUAACGGUUAAAGCUAGUAGCUGUUAAAAAAAAAAAAAAACCUAAUCGUUUUUUUUCCAUAUAUGUGAAAGAAAGCUGGCAACACUAACCAGUAUCAAGUCUGUUCAGAUCUCAUGUUUGACUUUGUAUAAAUAUGAUGAUGAAUUAGCUUCCACUAUAAAGGCUAAACAUGUCCUAAUGCAUAUGUAAUUAGUCUGAAAAUGCAAUACAAAGACCGAAAUAAGGCAGAGCAUUUCUACAUUUAUAUUAGCUGCGAGUAUCACAGCUAGCAUUUGUACUUCUCUUUACACUUUGUCAAUGACGCUCACUGGCUAACUUCAUUUACUUCAUGAAUGCCCAAGCCUUUAGCUGUGAAACUAGUUAUGUAAGAAUAGCAUAACAGGUUAUGCUGUAGUCAUUGUUAACAUCCACAAGCAUUUCUCCCCCCAUUUAAAAAAAACAAAACGCACACAUAGACGAAAAAACAAACAAAUCUUAAUCCUUACUUAUUUAAUUCCCCUCUAGAGUAGACAGCAUGGAGAGAUAUCCAGUCAGCUUUGAUUAUCUUGGCAGUGAGUAUCUGUCAAAAUCAAUCAAACAAAGGUUCAUCUUAACACUAGUGACCGGGCAGGCUCUUCCAGUUGCCAGCUUAUCUUUCUCAGUCUUUCACGCCGUUAUCCGUUUAAACGUGAGCUGGUGAAACGCACACAUGAUUGACGGACGCUUCACUGCGUCGUCGGAGGCCGGCUCGGCUUUGAUUUGUAGCCCGCGGUGCAGCAACAAGCGGCGGGCGUCGGUUUGCAUAUUUUGUAUCGCUUCUUAUCGUCUUUUUCUCGCCCGUAGGCUGAAAGACUCACGGUUGUUUUUUUUUCGCGUUCGCUCCGAUAUAUCCUUAAAUGUCGUUUUGCAUUCACUCGAGCUUCGAGCGUCCUAAGCCUUCCUUUCUUUUAGGGAAACCGCUAUGUUGUCAUUUCCGGGGAGUUUCGAGCGUAUGCGUUUCCGUCACAGGUGUGACUGAUGUGAGACGAGUUUGAAUAUAGUUUGACAAACGAAUCAUUUAAUCAGUGUUAGUGUAACCUGCCACAAUGACUUAUUUCUUCUUCAGUCUGUAGUAUCUCUGGCAGAUACAGUUGGACUGAGCCUAGAAUGUUUUAUCCUCUGUUACUGCUUAGUGUGAAAUCAUGGCCGUCGAUCAGUUAAAACACACACACACACACACACACACACACACGUGGAUUACAGGGCAGAAAGUGUGAGCGCGCCUCAUGUCAGAAAAAUAAUGCACUACAUCUAAAGACGUACAGGUCGUAUUUAUAUUCGAAACGGUGUCGGAGUGCGGGGAGGCAUCGAUGUACAAGUAUUUGCUGUUUCUGGUAGUUAACGGGGAAAAUCUCAAGCAGGUGUUUUAAAAAAAAACAAACAGAGUAGAUCGCAAACCGUUCCUAUUUUAAAUGAGAGGACAAUCUUUACUGUUCCUCAACACAAUACUUUACUUUUUUACUUUUGACUGUGUGGGCUUGCUGCAGUAUUUCUACCUGCAUGCGAGCUGGGAUAAGAAUGUGCUUUGAUUCAUGAAGCCUUAAGCUGAGGAGCACUGAUGUAUAGGAUGUGUACACUACACUUGUAAUGGUACUGUUUAUAAGCCAAAACAAGGUUAAAUAGACUCGUUUUUGUAAAGAUCUUUUUUUGUAUUUCACCAGCACAGCAACAAGUGUUACUCUAAACAUCAUACAUGGUGGGUGUUUUGGUUGUAUCUUUUUUUUAUUAUUAUUAUUAUUAUUAUUAUUAUUUUUAUGAACGGUACAGACCUGAUUAAAGUCACCCACAGUGCACUGGGGUCGAUUUUUGCCUGAUAACACUAACAAGCUAUCCAGCUGACACUUUUUUUUUUCCUUUUGCUGUACGUAAUGUUUUGGAUUACUGGUACACAUGGCUACCAGCGUUUUAAUAGUAACUCAUACUUGACUCUUGUCACCCCCUCUCUUAUCUGUAGCCACACGGAGGGCAAUGAUUUGUCUUUCUAUUAUGACAAUAAGAGCUGUCUGGCUCCGUUUUAAAUAUGAUCGUCCUUUAACCUUCACUGUGUGGACGGCCAGAAGUGUUUAUUUUUUUGUUUGUUUGUUGUUGUGUUUUUUUGGAUCGUGUCUUUACUGUCUGUGUGUUUAGUUUGGCUGUGCCUCAUCACUCCUUUGGUCAAGUCUGCUCAGCGAAUUAAAUCUGUGCCUUUUACUCUGUACCAAUAAAAUCACAUGGUGGUGACAUUUACACAA
Mugil cephalus (flathead mullet) is the source of this 4265-nucleotide messenger RNA. It is a transcript of the gene tead3a, whose product is annotated as TEA domain family member 3 a. Gene Ontology annotation, biological process: hippo signaling; embryonic organ development; regulation of transcription by RNA polymerase II. The transcript has 13 exons. The record is from RefSeq and is a predicted model, not a curated record. Gene Ontology annotation, molecular function: DNA-binding transcription factor activity, RNA polymerase II-specific; RNA polymerase II cis-regulatory region sequence-specific DNA binding. Gene Ontology annotation, cellular component: transcription regulator complex. The annotation marks the transcript as partial. NCBI's taxonomy places the organism in Eukaryota, Metazoa, Chordata, Actinopteri, Mugiliformes, Mugilidae.